AUGAGUUUAUACAACUUCAAAAAAAUAGCCGUGGUCCCCACGGCAAAGGACUUUAUUGAUAUAAUUUUGUCGAAAACUCAAAGGAAAACACCAACUGUUGUACAUAAACAUUACAAAAUAACGCGGAUACGUGCAUUUUAUAUGAGAAAAGUAAAAUUUACUCAACAAAACUUCCAUGAUAGAUUAUCUCGCAUUAUACAGGAAUUUCCAAAACUAGAUGAUGUUCAUCCAUUUUAUGCAGACCUAAUGAAUGUACUCUAUGACAAAGAUCACUAUAAAUUGGGCUUAGGUCAGUUAAAUACUGCCAGGCAUUUGAUUGAUAAUGUCGCCAAAGACUAUGUGCGUUUGCUUAAAUUUGGAGAUUCUUUAUAUCGGUGUAAACAGCUGAAAAGGGCUGCUCUUGGUCGAAUGGCAACAAUCAUGAAGAGGCAGUCUGCCAACUUGACAUAUUUAGAACAAGUACGGCAACAUUUGUCUCGUCUACCAUCCAUAGACCCAUACACACGCACCAUCAUUAUCUGCGGCUUCCCUAAUGUUGGAAAAUCAAGCUUCAUUAAUAAGAUCACUCGCGCCGAUGUUGAAGUUCAGCCUUAUGCAUUUACAACUAAAAGUCUUUACGUUGGACACACUGACUACAAGUACUUGCGUUGGCAGGUGAUAGACACGCCCGGUAUUUUGGAUCAUCCGCUGGAGGAGCGCAACGUGAUCGAGAUGCAGGCCGUCACUGCUCUUGCGCACUUGAGAGCCGCCGUUCUCUACUUCAUAGAUCCCUCGGAACAGUGUGGACACAGUAUUGAGGAACAAAUAUCGCUCUUCGAGAGUAUAAAGCCUCUGUUCAGCAACAAGCCGCUCAUAGUGGUCCUCAAUAAGAUGGACGUCAUGAAGCCCGAGGAGUUGCCAGAGCAGAAGAGAGCUCUCAUCGAAGAGCUCGAAGCUAAUUGUGCUAAAGGGAAUAUUGUCAACGCCGACGGAAACUCGGAGCUUCGCACGGUGCCCGUGAUGAGGACGUCCACCCUCACGGAGGAAGGGGUUCAGGAGGUCAAGAUCGAGGCCUGCGAGAGGCUCCUGGGCCACAGGGUCACUGAGAAGAUGAGGACUAAAAAGGUGGAUGGCAUCUUGAAUCGAUUGCACGUGGCGGUUCCGUCGCCUCGGGACAACAAGAUCCGUCCGCCCGUGAUCCCCCCUCAAGUGUUGGCCAAGAGGGAGAAGAUAGAGAAGGAGAACAGGAAGAGGAAGCUCGAGAGGGAGAUCGAACUCGAGGAGGGCGACGAUUAUGUUCUCGAUCUUCAGAAGAACUACUCGGAGAUAGCCGAGGAGGAGCGUCACGACCCCAUUCCGGAGUUCUGGGAGGGACACAACAUCGCGGAUUACAUCGACCCAGAAAUAUUUGAGAAAUUGGCUGAAUUGGAGAAGGAAGAAGAGUUGCGUGAGGAGGGAGGAAUGUACGCCGUGCCCAAGAUCGAGCUGGACGAGACCAUGAAGGAAAUUCGGGACCUCGCCCGCCAGAUACGCAACAAGAAGGCGAUCUUAAAGGACGAGUCUCGCCUGGUGAAGCAGUCCACGAAGCCAGUGAUGCCGAGGACCAGUCGCGCCAGGGACAGGGACAGGUCCACCAACAAGCUCAGGCAGCAGAUGGAAGGCUUGGGCGUGGACAUGUCGGAGAGCAAAGAGGCCCACUUCACCAGGUCCCGCUCCCGCUCUCGGUCCAUGUCGGCUCCGGCGAAGCGAGCGCGGCUCGAGUCUCAACCCCGCACGAGGUCCGUCUCCAGGCCCGCCAGAGACGAACAGGGCGUCAAGGACGUCGCCAUGCAAAGGCGCGCGAAGAAAAUGGCCCACAUCGCGAUUUCGAAGAAAACCAAGAAAAUGGGUCUCAAGGGAGAGGCCGACAGGUUCAUCGGCACCAAGAUGCCCAAACACUUGUUUUCUGGCAAAAGGGGCGUCGGCAAGACGGACAGGCGAUAG
Molecule: messenger RNA, 1962 nt
Organism: Pieris macdunnoughi
Lineage: Eukaryota; Metazoa; Arthropoda; Insecta; Lepidoptera; Pieridae
Source: the annotation of a GenBank genome assembly